AUGCCGCAACGCAAGGACUACACAAACGACGCCGAGCACCACGGCAAGUUCCAGGUGUGGCUCCAGGCAGGCAGCUUCCAAGGCAAGGCGCGCGACGGUGCGGCGGAGCGGCAGCAGCGGGUGAGCGCGCAGUACGAGAAGCGGGUGCUGGGCUUCGAUGCGUGGAUUCAAAAGCAGGGGUAUCCGUCCUUCUGCAAGCCUCCUUUCUUCGAGGGCUGGUACACACGCAUCAUCGCCGAAAGCAAAAGCUUUGGCGUGAUCUUUGGUCACGUGUUUGCCGGCAGCGCCGGAGACAGCGGCAAGGGCCCACUCCCGACAACGUACGUAGCACUCCUUCGAGCAGCAGACGUCGGGGAACCUAUGGAGGUCCACAACUGCUAUCCGAAUGGACGGAACGUCACCAUCGGCGGCCAGCCCGUCAACUCUCCUCCCGACGUCCAAGGCCCGCCGGCAUUUGAGUGGCGCAGCUCGGCCGGCGCCUUCAUCGUCACCGCAGAAGAAACGUCCAUUGACAUCACUUGCGACGGCGUCCGCUUCGUUGCCGAACUCGACGGCGCCACGCCAUGGAGCGCCGGCGGCUAUGGUCCCGGCGGCCGCCUCUCUCAGCUGCCGCUGCCGCUGCACUGGUUUGUCUAUUCUCUACGCUCGCGAGUGCGGCGUUACGUGUGGUCGUCCACCGCUGGCGUAAGCGACGAGGGUGUGGAUGCGUGGGCCCACCAAGAGAAGAACCACGGCAAGGCCUUCCCGUCCUCGUGGACGUGGUCGCAAGCCCUCGACACGACCUCCGGUGCCGCCCUCGCCCUCUCCGGCGGCCCUCUCUUCGAGGGGUUGCCGCCCGCCUACCUGGUGGGCUAUCGGCACCCGGCGGGCAGCGGAAUCGCCAUCGACUUUGCCCCGGCCAACGGCAAGCUGAGCGCCGAAGUGAAUGGGUGCGACGGCUCCCUCCGCCUCGUCGGCACGCACCCGCUCACGGGCCACCGGCUCGAGGCAAAUGUCACCGCGCGACCGUCGGAGCUGCGCCGUUGUCUGCUCGGUCCCACUGCGACCGGCUUCGCCCCCGUGUGCGUCGAGUCGUACGCCGCCAACGCAUCGGUCGCUGUCUACCAGUGGGGCCGGCGGCUCGUCUCGUCCGAGAUAACAUCCGCAGCGCUCGAGUUUGGCGGCGACUACAUCUGCAAGCAGCGCAACCCAUGCCACGCGCCGUCGCCGACGGUGCCGACGCAACCAAUGGGCAAUGCGACGGCUGCCGCCGCGAUUGCCACCGCCGCCACUUGA
Molecule: messenger RNA, 1275 nt
Organism: Emiliania huxleyi CCMP1516
Lineage: Eukaryota; Haptophyta; Isochrysidales; Noelaerhabdaceae
Exons: 3
Coding region: 1-1275 (424 amino acids)
Molecular function (GO): tocopherol cyclase activity
Source: RefSeq, a predicted model, not a curated record